Molecule: messenger RNA, 6624 nt
Organism: Zonotrichia albicollis (white-throated sparrow)
Lineage: Eukaryota; Metazoa; Chordata; Aves; Passeriformes; Passerellidae
Gene: HAO1
Product: hydroxyacid oxidase 1
Molecular function (GO): FMN binding; oxidoreductase activity
Source: RefSeq, a predicted model, not a curated record
CACAGAUGUGGUGACUUGUGAAGAUUCCUUAAAAUCUUUAAAAGGAACCUGGACAUCAAUGAAUUGCUCCCUUUUGGAGGGUUUCCCUGGAGGAACCCAGAGCUCUCAGGUUCAGAAUGGAGCUGGGCAGGACAGCAAAACUUGAACCCUUAAAGGCUUCACCUGCAUGUGAGGUAGCUCUUUCCCCUCCCUGAGAAAUGUCCUGAUUCUGCCAAAGCUGUGCUGACUCCCUCUGGGAUUUGGAGCCCAGCAAGAAAUGUGCAGAGCUCAAGAGCCAUCCUCAGGAUGUGGUUCCCAUUCCAGCAGUGCUGCAGGAAUGGGCUGUAGGGGCAGCUGUGCAGAGGGAGCAGGGACAGCCAGGAACCAUCCCUGGGCCUCCUUGGAGCAGCUGCUGGAUCUGGCUCUGGAUUCCCUCAGCUCAGCUGAGUUACCUGAGGGCCUUUCCCUGUGAAUGAGCAGCUACAGGGCCUGGGCCAUUGCCACUCACUUUGCUGUUCUUCUUUCCCACUGUGUUCAUUUCUGGAUGCAAAGUGCAAGUUGGAAUGGUGUCAAAUGAAGCCUUGGGAGCAUUUUGUUUGCUACCUCAUCAGCUCCUCGUUCUUCUGUCAUGUGAGAAUAUGAAAUUUUCUCCAUGAAAACAUCACAUGGAGUACUACAGGUAGAACUGGAUCAGGUUUUUAUCAGGUUGAAGCAAUCAGACAAAUCCAAGCUCUAGUUUCAUAGAGGAAAUACUGAAGAGAACUGAAGUGGAAGAAAAGAUUGGUUUUUCUAUCUGGAACUGGACCAGUGUAAGUCCCAGCUUUGGGAAUGCAGCUGCCCAGUAUUGUGUGCUGUCAUUCCCUUCUGCUGAGGAGUAAGUGGUGUUUCACUUCAAUAAGUACUGCAGUGGUAACUUAUUUUUAACCAAACAUCUUCAUUCCUCUCCCAUUAGAAAAACACCUAAAACUCUUUGCUUUUACUUUCACUUCAUCUUUCCUGAGGAGAAAGGUAAGCCCUGUGUUUAAACACACAGGGAACAAAUGGGGAUGUAGGUAUCCUAAUAUUUUCAUUUUAAUUUCCAUUUUACAUGGAAGUGCUGUUUUUUUAUGGCUCAUUAGAAUUUCUUGGAGCCUGCUGGUACUUGAGACUUUUACAUCUGUAAUGUGGAUUCCAGGGGAGUGUGGGAGCUGAACUGCACACCACGGAUUUCCCUGUGCCUCAUGUGCUUGCAGAGGAUGCAGAAAGGGCAGUGGCCAUUCCAGGUGCCAGUCACACAUCAGGAAAUGACAAAAUCAUCUUGAUAAGGGCACUUUUUAUUUCUUUGUUGCUGUGGUUGUGGGGGCAACAGUAAUGCAUCUUUGUAAAUCUGCCCUGGAUUGGUUUCAUUGAACUCUCCAGCUCUUCCCAGGAGAAUCAGUCUCUGCUCAGUGCUGCACUAUUCUGCCAUCCUUGCAGCCUCCAGACUUCCCAAAAGAGACACCCAGGGGCCUGUUCCAGGCACCUGCUGAGCUGUCCUCAUCCCUGUAGCAUCCCUUGGCUUGGACUCUCACAGUGGAGUUGCCAGAUGGCUGCUGGGGUAAAAACUCCACAAAUAUUUUCUGUUGGUUCUCCUGGCUGGCUUGGAAGGGACAAAACAAAUUGGUUCAGCUUUGGCUGAUGUAAGAUGCUGUCCAAAAGCACUCUAGAAAACAGGUGUUUUAUGACUUUAUUUGGAGAAAUUGUGGGGUAUUGAGAAGCCCAAGUAACUGUUUUGCUUAUGUGAGGUACUUGAUAAAACAGCUUUGCACAACACUCUUGAGAAAUGGGCAAUGGCUCGUACACUAAAAUAUUUGGAUUCUGUGCUGCAGUUAACUUCUCAGUUAAUCUUUACUGCAGCUAACUGAAGGGAGAAAGUCCCAGCUGGGUCAUGUUUCCCCUGCAGAGCUUUUUGUGUGUUGACAGGAGACUGUUGAUGUUGUCUCUGAUCCUGCAGAAGGACACAGGACCCGACUGGAGUGCUGUGCAGAAGUCUCCCUUUCUAGCAAGUCACAGCCACCAGCACAAGCAUAUUGUGGUUUUUCUCUGAAAUCUUUUUGGCUUUUGCAAGUAGUGUUUUCUGAGCCACAAGGUGUGUCUGUUCAAUAACCCUCUGUAGGGUUUUCCCUCUGGAAUUGGUGAUUGAUCUUUCUGAACCACAGUGAGAAGUUUCCAUUGCAGGACCUGGUUCAGCUGAGCUCCGGUGUGACCCCAUUGUCUGGCUGCAUCUGCUGCCAAAGGAGCAGGGGAGAAGCAGGAGAUGAGGGAGGGGAUGCUCACAGUGCCCUGACUCUGUUGGGGUGUUUGACAUGGGCUGUGGCAGCGAGGUUUGUGUGGCUGCUCAGGCAAGCUCUUGGCUGUUGAGCCAUGAUGCUGUUCCUUGGCUCCAGGGUUAAAGGUCGGACAGCCAAAGCCUCAUUAAGCAGCCAGGGAAAUUCUCACCCAGAAGAAUUCAUUAAAAUGAGAAGCCAAUUACUUGGAGGGAAGCUGUGUGUGUUGGUGUCAGAUGUGCUGGGAGACCUGAUACUAAAUGUCACAUUUUCCUUAGUUUUGCUCCCUGUGUGCUGAUACUGGCACCUUCCAGCUCAGCCCCAUGGCAAGUGGUGCAUCCUGCUGGAGGCUGCAGUUCCAGUUGGACCCCUGGGCUCUGAGGAGCAUCCCAAGGCGUGUUGGCUGCAUUGCAGUAGGAAUUCAGUGGUCCCAGGGGGCCUUUGGGGUGUGAGUGGCACCUGUGGGAGGAUCCAGAGAAGGUGGCACCUGAGAAACGUCACUGCAGGGGAGGAAAGAGGAGCUCUGAGCCCGAGUGGCAAAUUAGGGCAAUUAAAGUAAAUCACCAAUAUCCUGUGAAUGUGGCACAGAAGCAUCCAACUGGAAAAAUAAAUAUCAGGGUGGGAAGAGUUUUGAGGAAUACAGAUAUUACAGAUCAGGGAGAGGGGAACAGUGGUGCCACACUAUUGUUGCCUCCAGAAAUUUUUGCGACUUCCCAACAUAAAAACCUUUUGAGUUCAUUAAGGUUGAGCUCAGCUGCACACAUUAGAAUGUUCAGCUAUCAUGCAGCACUUCCUUUCUCAUGCUCCAGGGUAAAUACCUGUUUUUAGCACAGAUGAUGCCAACUUUACAUAAAUGCAAGCAGACGUGUCCCCAGUUUUUUGCUGCAAGCGCAGUGAAGUGCCAAGGUUAAAGCAGUUUGCAUUUGAAUUGUUUAUGACACUGAUAUGUGAAAAAUGCCUCAUGGUGUAAUUGUGUGUAAAUUGAUAUUAAUGUGCUGUCUGCAGCUGAAAAAAUGAAUAUAUUCACAUGAUAUACUCUUAAUUUCCCUGUCAAACAAUUACUGUAAACUCCUUUCAAACUCUGCUUAUUUUUUAAAAUUUAAAACAAGGAGUAAUGAAGAAAUGCGAACCAAGUGUUGCGCUUUGGAUGAGGGUUGUGUCUUUGAGAAGAUGAUUUUAUUUCCAGCCAGUGAGUGAAUCUGACUCCUGAGGAAUAACAGGAGCCCUCUGUGUUGUGGAGAUGGAAUUACCUGGAAAUCAGGAGCUGUUUGCCCAAGGAUGUCUGGCAGCUGGGGCUCUGCAACUGGCCUUGGUAUCCAGGAUUCUAAUGGCAGUAACUGCAGUCUCACCUGUGUUAGGUGUUACCCUGUGUGUGCAGGCUGGGAGCUGCUUUUGGAAAUCCUCCAAAUCAAGAUUGUAUUUUUUGGGUGUGAGCAAACUUCCUGCUUUCAGUCUCCUGGGUAUUUUGGGUGACAGAGGGGAAUGAACAUUUCUGUUACUGGAGCUUUAACUAUAUAUUUCUUUCCUUGCUUACUAAUUCUCUUCCUUUUUACCAUAUUUUAUUCUGGUUUAGGUUGGCCUUGACCACAUGAGCUAAAAGAUGGUGCUGAAGUCCAGUGUGACACAAGAAGUUAGUGUACUUUUUUUUUUGGAAGGGGGGGAAUGUAGACAAGUGGACUCUUGAUGAGGUCCCAUAUUAAUGAUUUACAGGCAGAACUCUGGAGUUUAAAGGAGUGGGAAUACAGCAAGCCAGCGGGACCUGCAGCCAUGUCUGGCAGGCCGGUGUGCAUUGCAGAUUUUGAGGAGUAUGCCAGAAGCUUCCUGCCCAAGUCUGUGUAUGAUUAUUACAGCUCUGGGGCGGAUGACCAGGAAACCCUGGCAGAGAAUGUGGCAGCGUUCUCCAGGUGGAAGCUGUACCCGCGGGUGCUCAGGGACGUGUCGGUGAUGGACCUGUCCACCUCCGUGCUGGGGCACAGGGUCACCGUGCCCGUGUGCGUGGCCGCCACCGCGAUGCAGCGCAUGGCUCAUCCCCUCGGAGAGACGGCCACAGCCCGAGCGUGCCAGGCCGUGGGCACGGGGAUGAUGCUCAGCUCCUGGGCCACGUCCUCCAUUGAGGAGGUGGCGGCGGCGGCGCCGGCCGCGCUGCGCUGGCUGCAGCUGUACGCGUACAAGGAGCGGCGGGUGACGGCGGCGCUGGUGCGGCGCGCAGAGAGCGCCGGCUUCCGCGGCAUCUUCCUCACCGUGGACACGCCCUACCUCGGCCGCCGCCGCGCCGACGUGCGCAACCGCUUCCAGCUGCCCCCGCACCUCAGCCUGAAGAACUUCUCGAGCAGUGAUCUGGCCUUUUCCUCAGGGAAGGACUUUGGGGAGGACAGCGGGCUGGCCGUGUACGUCGCCGAGGCCAUCGAUGCCACCGUCAGCUGGGAGGACGUCAGGUGGCUGCGGGCGCUGACCUCGCUGCCCAUCGUGCUCAAGGGCAUCCUCAGGGCUGAUGAUGCCAGAGAAGCUGUAAAGCUUGGGGUAAACGGGAUCCUGGUGUCAAAUCAUGGAGCACGACAGCUUGAUGGGGUCCCUGCUACUAUUGAUGUGCUGCCUGAGAUCGUGGAGGCUGUGGAGGGGAAGGUGGAGGUGUUCCUGGAUGGAGGUGUGAGAAAAGGCACGGAUGUUCUCAAGGCCCUGGCUCUUGGUGCCAAAGCUGUUUUUGUUGGGAGACCUGUCCUCUGGGGCCUGGCUUAUCAGGGUGAGGAAGGAGCAAAAGAAGUUCUCCAGAUGCUGAAGGAGGAGUUUUGCCUGGCAAUGGCACUGACAGGAUGCCGGAGAGUGGAAGAAAUCGACAGGACACUGAUCCGAAGACAUCAUGCAUUGUUUUCCAAGAUUUAGGUCUGAAGACUCCUGCCUUGUGCAUGGCCUGUUGUGCUUCCAGACAAAAUCCAACUGCAUUCCCUCUGUGGGCCUCCUCCUGCAGUCCUGACUGAGGAAGCGCUCUGCUCUGUAGGAAAUCACUUGCUGAAGAAAGAACUCAAAGCAAAUUUUACAGGUGCUUCCAAAUCUCUCAGGCUCUUAAUGAAAGCUGUGUGAUUAGAGAUGGGCCUUUAUACAUAAAGACCAGCACAGAAACUUCAAGGUGUUUUGCAACAAAUGCUGAUAAUUAAUUUCCAUGCCUGGGAGUAAUUUAGCUGUUAAAGUGAAACUAUAAACAGAAAUGCUGAAAUUUAAAAUGCAAAAGAUGCUUCUUGCUCACUGUUUAGAGAAACUAGUCUGUAGAUUGUAGAGAUUAAAUCUUGCUUUCCUCUGAACAGUGUGUCCUUUCCCUAGUGACUUUAUAAGCAUCUGGGCUUGUGGCACGUAGGCUGUAGGAGCCCAGAGGAGUCUUUGUUUUAAGGAACCAAAGAGCAAAGCAAAACUGGGGAAAUUUGGGGAAAUUCAGCUGAUUAAGUGGCACAAGCCCCUCUGCAAUCAGACAGCUGCUAUGUACAUGCAUUGGAUGUGUGUCAGACCCUUGGCCACUGCAAGUCCCUGUAGCCCAAACUGUGCCAGCUGCAUCCAUCUGGAGCUCAGAGUCCCAUUUUUCACCUGGACUGAUUUGCUAAUAGUGGCAAGGGAAGGCUGAUGCUGCCUGGGAGAGUUUGUAGAAUUUGCAGCCAUGUGCAAAAGGGAAACUUGGAUAACUGAGGCAUUAACCCUUGACUUGGGAAGAGCCUAGUGGCUCUAUUGAGUUUCAUGCACACCCUUAAGUCAGAUAAAUCUCGGUGUUCUUCACUCUGCUCAUGAGGAGGAUGCAGAGACAUGCAGGACUUGUGCCUGUGUUCUCUGAGCAACCCAAAUAUCCACUGAAUUCAGGAGACAUUUUGCAGCUGUAAAGAAUAAAGGAGGUAAGACUAUACUGUUCUCUUCUUGGGUAAAACCAAGGCUAGCUCUUCACCUGUCUCACCUCCCUUGCAGGUAUGGCAGUUUUACAGGGAGCAGGGAAAGGCCACACAGGUUUUGAAUAUCUUGCUGUGAAAAUUUAAUGUUCAUUUUCAAAGAAGACCAAAAAAGAGAAAAAACCCUUAAUUUCAUGGUUUCACUGACAUCACCAGCUCCACCAUUUGUUUCCCAUCAGCCUCGUGCAUUCUGACUCCCCCACUUUGCUCGGUUUGAAAUAUCCCUUACUGAGCUUUAGAGGCAGCUUUGUAGUGAAAUGAUGGAAUAUUAUAAAGGGAACUAAAGCUGGGGCUGGAACUCGAAAUGGGGAGAAAACCCAAAAGGCCACAUGCCUGCCCUCCAGUUGUAAAAUCUGUGCUCUUAUUUACUGCAGAAUGCGGUCUGUUGUGUGAGAGUUGCGUAGCAACAAAAUAAAGUUUAUCUGUGCAAGGAAAUA